AUGGAUAUCUAUGGCAGCUCGCUCCCUGACAGCAUCAACCCGAAUAACUUUCCUGCCAAACUGUGGCGUUUGGUGAACAACCCGGCAAAUGAUGCCAUCCGCUGGGACAGCCGAGGCGAGGCCAUCAUCAUUGAUCAACAUCGCUUCGAGAGACAGAUCCUGUCUCCAGGCCUCAUCACCUCGACCAGCCCUGACACCUUCAAAACGACCAACUUCUCAAGCUUCGUCCGUCAGCUUAAUCUGUACGGCUUCAGGAGAGCCGAUGCAACGUCUAAGGACAGCCAAAAACCAGCCGGGGACAGCGGGGUCUGUCGUUAUUUUCACAACCCAAACUUCAAGCGGAACCGUCCUGAACUUGUUGCGACUCUGAUUAGACUCACCGUCAACAACAAGGCCAAAAUACAAGCUGGUCACAAGGUGAACUGUCGGCCCCCGAGUCGAUACCAGCGAUUCAUUGGAGGUGAUGAUGGCUCAGAUAUGAGUGUGAAGACAGGCAAUUCUUCACUGUCUAGCCCCAUGCAUUUGGAGUCAACUCAGCCUGACUGUUCCAAUAAAGCCAAGGCCAUGAAAGCACACAAUGGAACCCCGUUCCCCCCACAAUACCUGAUGAAGGAUCGUGGGGCAGCUCUUACUCCUCCUCUCUUUGCUGCAGAUAAAGGGAUACCUUUAUCUUUAAACCACCUCUGUGCUGGGGUAGCCUCAAGCUCCAAUGCUGUGCACGUUCAGCUGGUCCAUGCAAACCAUGGAAGUCCGAAUUUUGCCCCUUUUAAUCCUCCAAAUUCACCAUGUCAUCCUGGCUGCCAUUCUCCAGUUUUCCAUCACUACCAUCCGAACCUCGUGGGAUCACAUCUGACAGGUAGUGAGCUUCAGACGUGCUUGUUCUCCCCCCACAGCUUUUAUCAGGCAAGAUAUCCUGUGAAUAUGUUCGGGGAUCGCAACCAGGACGCACAGAACACGGAGCACCAGGAGGUGAAAAAAUGUGACAUCAACCUGGACACAGUUUUCCAGAUUGCAGAUGACGUGAUGCUAACUUCACCCAAUAGCUGCCUGGUUAGAGUUAUGACCCCAGAGAAGCCAGGCCCUGUGUUAGAGCCCACCUCUCGCACCUGUAACACCAAGCCGUGUGACGGCCCUGCCAGCCCCAUGCAAGCUAACCCUUUGUGUGCUGGACCCAUUAUAAUGGCUGUGGCAGGCAACGUUAGACUAGACACAUACAAACAGCAGGAGGAAUCUGUGCUUUCUGUACCUGAGCAAAUGCCUGAAGAUGCCAUAUUUGAGGUUACCAGUAAUGAUGCAAAGGACAGUGAGGUCACUGGUGUGGAGGUUAGCAACAUAUCUGUCAGCAUGCCUUCUGAGUCUCCGGCGGCAACCUGUGACCCAGCCUUUGAAGCCCACGCCGCCGCUCCGCUGCCUUUCUGUGUGGAUGUAUCCGCAGAGCGUGGCGCCCGCAGGACGCGCCGUCCCCUCACGCCGUUCGUCCACUCGCGUCUGUUUGCUUGCAAAAUGUGA
Chelmon rostratus (copperband butterflyfish) is the source of this 1509-nucleotide messenger RNA. RefSeq names its product heat shock transcription factor family member 5 (gene hsf5). Gene Ontology annotation, molecular function: DNA-binding transcription factor activity; sequence-specific DNA binding. The record is from RefSeq and is a predicted model, not a curated record. Gene Ontology annotation, biological process: regulation of DNA-templated transcription. The transcript has 6 exons. Bases 1 to 1509 code for a protein of 502 amino acids. NCBI's taxonomy places the organism in Eukaryota, Metazoa, Chordata, Actinopteri, Chaetodontiformes, Chaetodontidae.